Stereum hirsutum FP-91666 SS1 is the source of this 1800-nucleotide messenger RNA. RefSeq lists its product as uncharacterized. The transcript is spliced from 5 exons. The record is from RefSeq and is a predicted model, not a curated record. Bases 1 to 1800 code for a protein of 599 amino acids. Lineage: Eukaryota; Fungi; Basidiomycota; Agaricomycetes; Russulales; Stereaceae.
AUGCCCGUACCUGCCACCUCUACCUCUUCGCCUACUUCGCGCAAACCGAAGAGCUCAAGGCGCUCUAAGCGACGUUCAAAGCUUACUCCAUCGACGUCCGAUUCGCGGAAAACGGCCGAGAGGGAGAUUAUCAGUCUCGACUCGGAACAUCCUGCCAGCGAAAGCUCUGACUCCUUCAAUACCGAGCGCACCAGUACUUUUACUGACCGCACGUUGCCUCUUGGUGCUUACGUUGGACUUGCUCUCCGCUCCCACGAUAAUCAUCAGAACGACUUCGAACGCCACAUCGUCAAUCAUCCUAUCGAAGAGUUCCAGAUGCAUAGAUCGCGGGGAUGCCACGCUCGGAAAGAGGACACCGAGAGUGGGGUAGUGGAGACCGGCUAUUCUGGUGCAAUCCGUCGAUCUCUAGAGCGGGGUGAGAGCCCAGAGAAAGGCAGGACGUCGUCUUCGGAAGGACAUGAUCCAUAUAGUCCCGAUACCUCCCUCUCGGUCGUUCCUGUGGCCAUACCUAUUUCAUCAUCUCAGCCCGUCAUUACCUCUCCUCCUGUAUCAGCAGUCUCUGAAUGCCCUUCAAUCCACGGUUCAAAUCACGAUGGGACAGAAGACGUUACAGUCCCCAUACAGAACAUACUCGAACACACGAUACAACCAAGCCUAGGCGACCUCUUUCGAGAUAGAUCGGCGAGUCCACCUCUGGGGCGUCAUCAUGAAAGUAUCCAGGAACAUGAAGGAAUCCCUAAGAAGACGAAAGAGAUCGAAUCAACACCGUCCUGCCCUCACGUACCCAGAAAUGCGCAAGAUGCAUCUAGUGGCCAGGUUGAUGGAGAAGCAUCGUCCAAGCAUGAUCUCGCGAACGGUUUUACCCCGACCUCGUUUGAGACCCUAUUUCGUGGCAUCUCCAUCGUCUCCGGAGAGCCUGGCCCCGAAGACACACCCGCGGAAAACGAGAAGGAUGUGAUGUCUCUUCGCAAUCCGGACGAAGACGGAUACACCUUAGAGGAGAAAACCCAGCACGCCGCCACUUCUGGUUCGGGAGAAGUUAAGGAUUCCCGGAGUGUGGACAAUCAUGGUGAAAUUGCGGUAAAUAAUAGCACGGGCCAGGGAGAGGAAGUAGUUGAUGCGAGGAAUGAGGCGGACAACAGCUCUCCACCAGCCCGCCUCUUCAAGAAACACGUCUCCGAUAGUUCCCUAUUUCGUACCCAGACCUCCCCGCUGGAUAUACCCUCCACUUCACCCCAUCCACGAUCCACGAAUUUGAGGCACAGCUACCCGCCACAGCGACGCAUCAAUCGCGAUGUGGACGAUUCCCACGAGGAUCGCCCGUCCUCCUCUGAGAACAGCGCCAUCACGGCCAUCUUGAGCUGGGCCCCAGAAGAGAGGGACGGCGCAAACUUAGAUACUGCGACCAGCACGCUGUACGAAGUAGCUCAUCUGGUGGGACCACCACAACCAGGAGCUUUGGCGAAUUCGGACGAACACCACCGUGAACGGCCGACUGGAUCUCCCUCCGUUCUCGAAUAUCUGGUGACUUCGAGAAUGCACGACCUGGAGGAGAGGAUUCGAGCGCAGGAUGAAACCAUGCGUGAUCUCAGGGACGAGGUGGUUGCGUUGAGGAACGAAGCGGCGGCAUUGAGGCACGAGGCGGCGGCACUGAAUGGGACGAUCAUUGCGUUAACAGAGAGGGAUAGAUUUUGGGCUGCGACCAUGUCGAGGCCAAUGGAGAUGUGGUGUCAAGUUUGUGGAACGCACUCGAUCGGAGCGCGCUGGAACGGGCAAGGGUUGGGAUACAUGGCGCAGUGA